AUGGAGGCGCCUAGAGGGGCUGCCGACGCCGCUGUCCUCGUCGAGGCGGCGGUGCGGGCAGCCGUGCAGGGUCGCGCGCCACGCCGCACGGUGGCGGCAGUGGCGCGGUCGGCACUUUCGGCAGCGCUCUUCGCGCUCCGAGAGGCGCCGCCCGCCGCCGCGCCGCCGCCCGCGGCCGCAGCCGCGGCCCCUGCCACGGAAGGCGCUGCCGCUCCCAAGGCCCGCUCGGCGGCCUGGGUGGAGCGGCGGCGACGACGCCGCCAGCGCCUCGCGGCGCGGCGGCGGGACGGCGCUGGCGCUGAAGCUGCGCCUGCUGGCGAGAGCGCGGCCCUGGCCGCGCUGCCGCCGCAGGCUGAGGCCGAUGCUGACGGCGACGACGCGAUCGACGACGACCGCUGGGCCGACGGCCUCGUGCGGGGAGGGGCGGCUGCCGCUGCUGCUGCUGCGCCGCCUGCCGCGGGCUCGGACGCGGAGCAGCGCGACCUGGUCGCGCGCUUCUGCGCCGUGAAGAUGGCUGGCCUGGACCCCGCCGCCGAGGUCGUGGCCGCCCUGAUGUCGGUCGGCGCGGACGAGCUUCGCAGGCAGAUAGCGGCGGCGUCGUCGUCGCUGGGGAGCUCGCCGGCUGGACGUGGUCCUCCUGGCGCUCCUCAGCCCGGUGAACACUCUCGGUUCUUCAGCUCGUCCAUGGCACCUCAGCAGCAGCGCAAUGGUUACUUCAAGUGCUACUCCUGCUCGUACGCCUGGAACUGGAAGAGCAAGCAGGCGUGCCACUGGUGUGGCAAAGCCUUGGCGCCGUGGACUGACGUUCCUCCUCCAGUGCAAGGUGCUUGGGCGGCCCGCGUCUCUGCCGCUGUCCAGGCCGAGGCCAAGAACACCCAGCCGACCAACGCCGAGGGAGGUUGGGAGCCGUGGUCAUCCUGGCCCAAGUCCCGCCGCCGCCGUGGUAAGGGCAACGGCAAGGACCAAGACGAAGACUGGUGGGCCAGCAAGAACGACACCCCCAAGGCCCGCUCCGCCGAAGACAUCCUGGCGGAGCUCCAGGCAGUCGCUCCUCACAUCGACAAGGCGGCCAUCGACGGCAUCAAGUCGCAGAUCCCGCCGCCCCAGCCGCAGAAGCCUGCCGACCUCAACGAGAUCUACAGCCGCGCCCAGGCUACGGAGCGCCGCUGCAAGAACAACCUCGAGAGGCUGCUGGAGAGCGAGCAGAAGGCGCUCAACUGGUACACUGAGCGCAAGCAGGCGAACCCCCAGCGGCAGCGGCAGCUGACGCUGAAGGCGCGGCGCCCUCACCCGAUCAUCAACACAAUGGACGCAGUCCUCGACCCGUUCGACGAGCUGGCCGAGUUGGACGCCCACUUCGAUUACGCCGAGUCCGGGCAGUACGCUACCGCCCCGCCCGAGACGCUGUCCUCGGUAGGGGGCGAUGAGACGGCCCAGACCGUCGACCACCCCGUGGUCGAGCCCGCGGCGCUGGAUCCUAUCUCCUACGCCAUCCCGCUGGACUUGUGGCAGAAGCAAUGGCAGGAGGCGUUGCCCACACCUUGCAAGCAGCCGCACGCGCACUUCGCGUACCGACACUGGGAGCACGACGCCGACCCCCUCAACCUCAAGUACGCCAAAUGGGUCUCGGCACUCGAGAACACCAUGAUCAGCCACCACCAGAUCGACCCGAAGGAAGCCGCAGCAUACACUGGCCGUGCUCAGGGCUACCAGCUAUCUUGGAAGAAGACAGCGGCUGCUCCAGGCCGCGUACACGCACAUGAUCCACAUGCGGAAUGGUGGGCCAUUACGCUCACCCUCAUCAUGCGCUACGCCGCGCUUUUCGACAAGCCUAAGCAUACAGCGCUUAUGGAGCAGCAGGCCAUCAUCAUCCAGCAGUGCGCCGACCACUUCAACAGCCACAUGCAUGACCUCCAGUUCGAGAAGGAUGAGGAUACCAUCUUCCGCUGGUUCGCGCUCGUCUGGGCCCCGCACCUGGACAAGGAUGACACCGACGACCUGGUCACUAUUACCGCUACCUGGGCCUCCAGAGCCCUCUCGGCCGCCCUCGCCAAGUCCAAGAGGGCCUACGGGGCUUGGCUCGCCCAGCAAUGGAAGCACCGUCCUGGAGUAUUACACGCCCAUGUUAAGCCUGCACCUGUACGUCACACCGAGGCCUACACGUCCAACCUGACCAUCGCCGACCCCACCGUCAUCAUUGACAACAAGAAGCAACAAUGGCAGCAAGUCUGGCAUGCCACCGAGACCUCCGACGACAUCCUCCAGGCCCUGACAAAGUUUGCCGCGUGUGGUGAGGUCCUGUGGUCGAGGGGCCCCCGUGUGAUCAGUGGCAAGGCGAUACACCCCUCCCACGUGUUGGCCGCCAUCCCCAAGUGGCAAAUGUUCUUCUGUGUCAAGUGCGGCCAUACGGCCACACACCAGGAGGCUCUCAGCGGCCUCGAGGCCUGGAGCGCCUGGGCCAAGCGGGGGGGAUCUCGGGGCUGGCGCGCGCUCCGCGCUGGCGCGGCGCGCGCGCGCCCCGUCGGCCGCGGCCCGACCGCGGCCGCGGCCUCUCGAGAGCGCGCCGGGCCGCGGGCCGGCCGCGGGCGCCAAAUGGCGGCGCCGUCUGCGGCGCGGCUGCGGGCGGCCCUGGCCGCGAAGGGCGCCCUGGGCUUCGGAGCUGCGGCGGCCGCGUCGCUGUACUACACGGACCCAGACGAAGGCUUCCGCCGCGCCGUGCAGUUCAACCACGACGUCCUGCCGAUCGCCCUGCGGUACAAGGCGGCCCAGCUCUACGGGGAGUAUCGCAGCCCGGAGGCAUCCGCCGAGAUGUUUGCGGGGCUGCACAGGCAGUAUGCCCCAAGGACGCUGGACAUCAUCCUGCAGCAGAAGGGCUUCUACGUCAAGGUCGCGCAGUUCUUGUCGCAGUACCCGGACGUGCUGCCCCCGCAGUACAUCGAGGCCUACGAGGUCCUGCGCGACAGCGCGCCGUCGCUGCCCUUCGAGGCCGUGCGGGACAUCGUCGAGAGCGAGCUGGGCGCCGGGCUGGAGCACUUCUUCCUCCACUUCGACCGCGAGCCCCUGGGCGCCGCGUCCAUAGGCCAGGCGCACGGCGCGCGGCUCCGGGACGGCACGGACGUGGUGGUGAAGGUUCAGUUCCCCGAGGCGGAGCAGCAGUUCCACAUCGACGUCGAGCUGGCCAUCAGGAUGUGCCGGGCCCUGGGCCCCCAGUACGUGGACAUCCUGCGGCAGCUGCAGAAGAACUUCGCCUACGAGUUCGACUACCGCCGGGAGGCCCGCCUGCAGCGCCAGGCCCACGCGAACCUGAGGUCGUCCGAGGGCGUGGUGGUGCCGCUCCCGUUCGACGACGAGCACGGGCUGUGCGCGCGGCUCUUCGGCCGCGGCUUGGUGACCAAGCGAGUGUUCGUGAUGGAGCGCCUGCGCGGGAGGCCCGUGGACAAGUGGGCCGCGCAGCAGGUCGCCGAGAUGGCCGCGCGGGAGGGCGUCGAGCCGCAGGAGGUCUGGAGGCGCCUGCAGUCCAUGACCGCCGAGCAGGCCCAGCGGCUGGUGCCGAGCGAGGCGUCGCUGCGCGCGUACCGUGCGCUGCUGGCGGUCCGCGACGCCGUCCGGAACGGGUGCGCCGCCUGCUACAACUGGACGGUGGGCUGGCUGGGAGCACCCAUCGCGUACCGGUGGAGCUCCCGCCCGGUCAACGUCUACCAGGUUGUCGAUUGGCUCUUUGCAGUGCAGUCCAAAUGUAUCUUUGAGGACGGCUUCGUCAACAGCGAUCCCCAUGCCGGCAACGUGCUUCUGCUUGAUGACGGGCGCCUCGGGCUCAUCGAUUGGGGUCAGGUCUGCCAGCUCACGCCGCAGCAGAGGGUCACGCUUGCGAAGGCCCUCUUGGCGGUAGCUGACCGCGACGAGCCGUUGAUCGCGCGAAUGGCGUGGAGCAUGGGGGUGCAGACGAAGAACGCUUCGGACUGGGUCGUCAUGAAGCUCGGCAUCUUUUGGCUUGGGAGCUUCGGAGACGACGUGGUGGGUGAGCUGGGCGGCGCGACGUGCUUCGAGGAGAACCUGACCAAGAUCGACCGCAUCGUCAAGGCGGGCGACGCGUACUUCGGUGCCGUCCGCUCCCCCGGCGCGUGCUCAUGACGCGCGGCGUCGCCGCUCUCAUCCGGGGGGCGUCAGAUCGACGCUCCCUGGCCGUGGGCUUCCCCGCGGCCGACUCGUCGAGGCGCAUGCGGCCCGCGGCGGAGGCCUGCCUGCGGGGCGCGGGCGUGGCCUUCCGCACAGCGCCCGGCGCGCGGCUGCCGGUGCCGCCGGAGGCCGCGGCGCUGAUGCGCUCGCUGGCCGCCAGC
Prorocentrum cordatum is the source of this 4337-nucleotide messenger RNA. NCBI's taxonomy places the organism in Eukaryota, Dinophyceae, Prorocentrales, Prorocentraceae. The record is from the annotation of a GenBank genome assembly.